AUGUCUGUGACUAUUCUAGAGCCUUUAACAGCAGAAACAUCCAAGACAAUCGCUAUAAAGAUCAAGUUGAACAAUGAUUUAAUAGAGAAACUUCGAAAUAACCCUGCAAAACUUAUAGUUCGAAAUGGUAACUAUGUAUGUAUAUGGAAAAGUGACCCCCCCAAAAUCAAAAACAUCCCUUCAUCGACACCAACACCGAGAACACCGACAUCCGUGUCCCCCAUUGUAAGAUCACCUCAAGUUAUCGUUGCACCUUCAUCUUCAUCGUCUUUAACUUCUUCUUUCACAAGUGCGCGAGCCGUUUACUCACAGGCAUAUAAUCCGUUUAAAGUUGCCCAAGAGGACUCGCAGGAUGUGAUAAUCAAAAAGUUUCUUCAUCUACUAUCACUUGGGCCCAUUUCGUAUGCGAGUAUAACCGAGUUGAUGCAUUAUCAUGACAUUGACGACUUGUUACUGCAACACGCUGAAAAGUUUCACAAUUUUUUAGACGAGUAUCCCUAUAUGGAAGACAGUAGCGACACUUUUAUUCUCAAGGACAAGACAUAUAAGCAGUUGAUACCAUUAAACUGGGGGUACAAAGAUGACGAGAGGGAAAUGGUCAAAAGCAAUAUCAAUAAUGCAUUAACUAGAUUGGGAUACUCGAAAACCCAUCCAGUAAGAAAGAAGAUUUGCCAAAAGCCAGCAGAAGUAAGUAAGGAGUCAAGUCAACCAAGUCAACCAAGUCAACCGAGUCAACCAAGUCAACCAACUAAACCAAGUCAACCACCCAUAUCCAAGGCAAAUGGGCGGGGAGAUAUCGUUAGCGACGAAAAAUAUUUCCAAAACUUGGCCGUUUUGUUUAAAGAAAAGUACCAGGAGUAUUCUCAACUUUACACACAAUUGAAAAACCAUACCACCGAUAAGGCUGACUUGAUCAAAUUAGUCGAUUUACAUAAUUUGCUCCGCGAGAUGCUUAAAUGGGUACAAGGUGGAUUAUCUGCUGUAGCAGGAACAACGGAACCUGAAUAUGGCCCUGAAGCAAUUCAUCCUAUCACGAGACGCGUGAAAGAGGAGCAAGUAUCACGAACAUCUACUCGCGAUGAUUUCAAAUGGCAAUUGCUUUCUUAUACAAAUGUUGAGACGUUGACUAUGUAUUUCACAGAUUUGUCACACAAGAACAAAGGGUUUGUACAAGUCAUUUACUCAUUGAUUAUGGGGGUUGUCAAUACUGCACAUUUGAACUUGCGUUGUAAUGGUAAAUGGUACUCUUUACCAUUACAGGAUUACGUUAUCACCGGCAAUGAUGUUGUUGCAAAAAACUUCUCAUUGACGUUGGCAGAGGAUGGGAAAUCGUACCAUUUGAAAAGUGCUGUGGGUGCUACUAUGAUCGAUAUGACUUUUUCUCAAAUUUCUCCUGGUGUCAUAUUUGGUGAAGAUGGAACUACUUUAUACGGAACAGACGUUGAGAAUCCAUGGGGUAUUAUGCGCCAUUCUUUCUGGCCCCGUUGUUCAGUAGAAGGUGUUAUAAUCAACAAUGAUUUGGGCAAAGUUGAGCUUUCGAGUCAGAACACUUUAGGGAUGGUUGUCAUGGCUUUACAAGGUAUGAAACCUCACCAUGCUGCUGCGUCAUGGAAUUUCUUGAAUUACCAAGGUGAGGAAUUUUCUGCUGUAGUGAUGGAGUUCACAACACCGAAAUCGUACGCGAAAACUAGAGUCAAUAUAGGAAUUAUAGUAAAGGGUGACAAAAUUGUAUCUGCAUCGAUAGAUAACGAUGUUAUACACGAGAGACCUAAAGAUAAUGAUAUUUGGCCUGUUCCUGAAAAGAUUACUUUUAAAUUCCCCGAUGGACAGAUUGUUGGCGAGUUGAAGAAUUUAGUUGAAAGAGUUGACGUUAUGGCUGAAAUUCCUCAAUUUGUGAAAAAUCUAGUGUCCAAUAUUUCAGGUGCAAAGCCCUACAUCUAUCAGUACGCUGAUGAUUUUGAAUUGGAGUUCAAGGGCGAGAAGGAGAAGGGUUUGGGAUACUGUGAAGUCACCUUCAUUAGUGAAUGA
Molecule: messenger RNA, 2028 nt
Organism: Lodderomyces oxycetoniae
Lineage: Eukaryota; Fungi; Ascomycota; Pichiomycetes; Serinales; Debaryomycetaceae
Exons: 3
Coding region: 1-2028 (675 amino acids)
Biological process (GO): response to oxidative stress
Cellular component (GO): cytoplasm
Source: RefSeq, a predicted model, not a curated record